AUGGGACGCAAAGGCCCACCUCGACCCACCCGCAGGGACGAACGACAACAGCAGCGUCAAGACGAUGCCAAAGCGAGAAAGCGCGACGCUUCACUGGCCGAGCGUGCAGCGCUGGCACUAGGGCAGUUCCAGCGAGCAGCUACCAUGCCCGAGACGCGGGCUGGCCGACUAGACUUGCGACGUGCUCUCGCGGAAAAAGGCCUUGUGUUGCAGCGCUAUGGGGAGCCACAUGCAAAUGACAAGCUCGGACGAGGAGAUAUGUGUACACUGAUUAGCUCACAGCAUGACGAAAGUUUCGAUGGCUUGGACGAAGGAACUUCCGAAGAGGAUAUCGUAGCGGACGAAGCACCCGAUACUGCUGCAAGGCUUUAUGAGUGCGCGACAACCCUCGAAGGAAGUAGCGGUGAUGAUUGGAUUGACCUCGUCGAUCCUUUUGGCGACGACCUCGUAUUUCUAUAG
Messenger RNA from Aphanomyces astaci, 459 nucleotides. RefSeq lists its product as hypothetical. NCBI's taxonomy places the organism in Eukaryota, Oomycota, Saprolegniomycetes, Saprolegniales, Verrucalvaceae. The transcript has a single exon. The coding region runs from base 1 to 459 and encodes 152 amino acids. The record is from RefSeq and is a predicted model, not a curated record.